UGGCAAUCGAUCACAAUCGCAUUGGUUAAGAGUGUACAAUUAAAGAAUGACUAAGCGAAAGUCAAACUCUUGUUCAUGUUGAAGGACACAGUUUAGAUUCCUCUCAUCUCACUCUCAACACAUACCAAUAGCAGAAACUAGAUCUAGCCUAAGAUGGAGAAGUUGCAGGAAAUUGCAGCAUCCUUGGCUGUUGAUUAUUUGCUUCCACCCUUGAAGAAAGCUGUGAACUCAGUCAUGGAGGUUCCAAAAGAUGUUGCAGAGAUGAAAGACAAACUUGAUGGGAUUCAAGCCAUCAUUCAUGAUGUAGAUAAGAUGGCAGCAGCUGAAGAAGGCAACUCACAUGAUGGUCUCAAAGCAAAGGUGAAGCAGCUGGUGGAAACAUCUUUUUGCAUGGAAGAUAUCGUUGAUGAAUACAUGAUCCAUGAGGAAAAGCAACUUGGUGAUGAUCCUGGAUGUGCAGCUUUACCUUGUACGGCUAUUGAUUUUGUCAAAACUACGGCCUCUCGUCUUCAAUUUGCAUACAUGAACGAGGACGUGAAAUCCGAAUUUCGUGGAAUCAAGGAGAGGAAUGGAAGUAAAGAUAACUCCCAAAUCCAAUCUUCUGGAGGAAACCAAAACAUCCCGUUCGAUAACCUUCGAAUGGCUCCUCUGUAUCUUAAGGAGGCUGAGGUUGUGGGCUUUGACGGCCCUAGAGAUACAUUGGAAAAGUGGUUGAAAGAGGGGCGAAAAAAGCGCACUGUAAUCUCUGUGGUAGGAAUGGGAGGACUCGGAAAAACUACUCUUGCCAAGAAAGUUUUUGACAAAGUCCGAAAUCAUUUCACUCUCCAUGCAUGGAUCACAGUGUCUCAAUCCUACACCAUAGAAGGACUGUUGAGGGAUAUGUUGCUCAAGUUUGUAGAAGAAGAAAAAAGAGUGGAUCAUUCUUCAAUGGAUAAAAAAUCAUUGAUAGAUCAAGUGAGAAAGCACUUGCACCACAAGAGGUAUGUUGUUGUGUUUGAUGACGUGUGGAAUACUCCUUUUUGGCAAGAAAUGGAGUUUGCUUUAAUUGAUGAUGAAAAUGGAAGUAGGAUAUUAAUCACAACCAGAAAUCAGGAUGUUGUUAAUUCCUGUAAGAGAUCUGCUGUUAUUAAAGUGCAUGAGCUGCAACCUUUAACUCUUGAAAAAUCAUUGGAAUUGUUUUAUACAAAGGCAUUUGGAUCUGACUUUGAUGGACAUUGUCCAAGCAAUCUUAAGGACAUAUCCACAGAAAUUGUUAAAAAGUGUCAAGGUUUACCACUAGCAAUUGUUGUCAUUGGUGGUCUUUUAUUCGACGAAAAAAGAGAAAUUCUUAAAUGGCAGAGGUUUUAUCAGAAUCUAAGUUCUGAACUAGGGAAAAAUCCCAGUUUAUCUCCUGUCAAAAAGAUUUUGAAUUUCAGUUAUCAUGAUUUGCCUUACAAUCUCAAACCAUGCUUCUUGUAUUUCGGAAUAUAUCCAGAAGAUUACGAAGUUGAACGUGGGAGACUGAUUCCUCAAUGGAUAGCUGAGGGAUUCGUCAAAUCUGAAGCAACAAAAACUUUAGAGGAAGUGGCAGAAAAAUAUUUAAAUGAGUUAAUCAAAAGAAGUUUGGUUCAAGUAUCUUCAUUUACCAAGGUUGGAAAAAUUAAAGGCUGUCGUGUUCAUGACCUACUACAUGAAAUUAUCCGUGAGAAAAAUGAAGAUUUAAGGUUUUGCCAUUCUGCCAGUGAGCGUGAGAACUUGCCAAGAAGAGGAAUGAUUCGUCACCUAACAAUAGCAUCCGGUUCCAACAAUUUGAUGGGAAGUGUUGUAAACUCAAACAUUCGAUCACUUCAUGUUUUUAGUGAUGAAGAAUUAUCAGAAUCCUCGGUGAAGAGAAUGCCUACAAAGUACAGGUUAUUAAGGGUACUUCAUUUUGAAGGCGAUUCACUGUAUAAUUAUGUUCCGCUCACAGAAAAUUUUCAGGAUUUAUCCCUUUUGACGUACUUAAGCUUGAAGAAUUCAAAGAUAGAAAAUCUUCCAAAAUCAAUAGGCUUGUUGCACAACCUAGAAACAUUGGAUCUAAGACAGUCUGUUGUGCGUAUGAUGCCAAGAGAGUUCUACAAGCUUAAAAAGUUAAGGCAUCUUCUAGCUCAUGAUAGGUUGUUUGGGUUAUUUGGUGGGCUUCAAAUGGAGGGUGGCAUUGGAGUUCUAACGUCCCUACAAACACUACGUGACAUGGAUGCAGACCAUGAUGCAGAAGAAGUAAUGAAAGAGUUGGAAAGACUUACACAAUUAAGGGUGUUGGGCUUGACCAAUGUUCGUGAAGAAUUCACAAGUUCUCUGUGCUCCUUGAUAAACAAGUUGCAACACCUGGAGAAGCUAUACAUUAAUGCAAAAUAUAUACUUGGGGUCAAUGAUUUGCAAUUUGAUGUAUGUGCACCUGUACUUCAGAAGGUUCGCAUUGUAGGGGUGUUAGUGGAGUUCCCAAACUGGGUUGCCAAGCUCCAAAAUCUUGUUACGUUGUCCUUGUUGCAUACCCGUUUGACUGUUGAUCCAUUGCCACUACUUAAAGAUCUACCAAAUUUGUCCUCCCUCUGUCUCCUCAAGUUUUCAUACAUUGGUGAAAUUUUACAGUUCCCAAACAGGGGAUUUCAAAACCUAAAUCAAAUACUACUGAAUCACUUGAUUGGUUUGAAAUCCAUCGUUAUUGAAGAUGGAGCAUUGCCUUCUCUCGAAAAGUUAAAGUUAGUUGAUAUUCCCCGACUGAAGAAGGUGCCUUCUGGUCUCAGCAAGUUACCAAAGCUCGAGGUUUUCCACAUGAUAUGUCAGAUGAAUUUAAGGAAAACUUUCAUCUCAACAGAGGACAACGUCAAUGGAGAAUAGGCCAUGGGAUUUAAGUGUCAUGGACUUCUGAUUCUCCAUGUGGACUUUCACAACAAUGGCACUGAAUCAUCAUGAAACCUGCCUUGGAAUUCAGCAUUGCUCCUUCAAGUCCCCAAAUAAACAGAAUAUGUGGUAUGGACCUAUCUUAAUUUCUUUAGCAAAGUGAUAUAAAACUUCUGAGUAAAGGGGAGUGAUUUAAGACAUUUAGGUUUUUGAUUCAGUUCCUUCUUUAGAUGUAUCAUGUUUGUACCAUGUUAUGAGAAUUUCUCUUUCACGGAUUGUAAGACCUUUUUGGCUUUUUCAUUGUAAUUAAUCUCUGUUUUCUAUAUCUGAAUAAGGGGAAAUAUAAUCAAUCAUUCGGCUGA
Messenger RNA from Glycine soja, 3224 nucleotides. RefSeq names its product disease resistance protein RPM1-like. The record is from RefSeq and is a predicted model, not a curated record. Gene Ontology annotation, molecular function: ADP binding. Bases 154 to 2859 code for a protein of 901 amino acids. Gene Ontology annotation, biological process: defense response to other organism. The transcript has 2 exons. NCBI's taxonomy places the organism in Eukaryota, Viridiplantae, Streptophyta, Magnoliopsida, Fabales, Fabaceae.